AUGGGGUCGGUGACCUUGGGUACCAAUAUUUCGGUGGCAGCAGGACCUCUCGGAAGAAACGCAGAGGCAGCAGGUACGGCGUCGUUGAAAAGUGCCUCGGCGGUCUUUGCUUAUUCGAAAACUAAGGGCCUUUUCGCCGGAGUUUCUCUCGAGGGUUCAGCCAUCCUUGAGCGUCGAGAGGCCAACAGAAAGUUUUACGGCAACAACUGUAAAGCAGCACAAAUUUUGGCGGGCCGUGUCGAGGUCCCUCCCGCGUGUGACUCGUUAAUGAGAGUAUUGGAAAGCCGGGCGUUCAGCAAUCGAACUCCCUACGAAGACGACGACUUUUACAAUGACGAUUAUUACGAUGAUAUUCCUGAUGAUUUCUCUUCCACCACUUCUGGCUCCCCUCCACGCUCGCGCAACAACUCCUACGCUCGUGGCAACAGUCGCAGGUACGACUCAGACUAUUCCGAUUCAGAUGACGAUUACGGAACAUCUCGUACCUCUGGGCGGGGUUCCACCAACAGAAUGUCUCGCAAAGCGUCUGCUUCACGGUCGGGAUGGGAAGACGACGUUUACGACAACAGAGAUGUGGAUCGUUUGGGGUCACGUCUUGGUGGGACUCGCAUAUCUAGUGGGGGUCCUGCUCGUCCUGCUGAUACUACUAAACCUAAUUUUGGUGGCAGUGCCAAGGCCAAUUCCACACAAGCAAUUGCCUUGUUCACGUUUAAGGGAGAACAGAGCGGAGAUUUGGCGUUCAAGAAGGGUGAUGUAAUUGAUAUCUUGAAAAAGUCUGAUACCACCGACGACUGGUGGACGGGACGCAACAACGGAGUUACGGGAAUCUUCCCGGCCAAUUAUGUAGAAUUGAUAUAG
This is a messenger RNA of Meyerozyma guilliermondii ATCC 6260, 858 nucleotides long. RefSeq lists its product as uncharacterized. Lineage: Eukaryota; Fungi; Ascomycota; Pichiomycetes; Serinales; Debaryomycetaceae. Gene Ontology annotation, molecular function: phosphatidylinositol binding; actin filament binding. Gene Ontology annotation, biological process: actin cortical patch localization; actin filament bundle assembly. Bases 1 to 858 code for a protein of 285 amino acids. The record is from RefSeq and is a predicted model, not a curated record. Gene Ontology annotation, cellular component: actin cortical patch. The transcript has a single exon.